UUAAUCCACAAGUUAAAAUUAGAGCGUACUUUGGAAGGUCAUACUGGAUGUGUCAACACAUUGGCUUGGAAUAAAGUCGGAGAUAAACUUCUUUCUGGCUCAGAUGAUUGCUUAUUGAAUAUUUAUCAGCCAUACAGUUACAAGUUACUACAUUCCGUACCUUCUGGCCAUACUGCCAAUAUCUUUAGCGCCAAAUUUCUACCGAAUACGAACGAUCUCAAGAUUGUAUCAUGUGCUGGUAAUGGUAUAGUAUCUUAUUUGGAAUUAAACACUGCCGGUGGCUGCACUAAUAACAAUUUUUUUCGUUGCCAUGAUGGCACAACAUAUGAGGUCGUAACGAUACCCGACGAGCCUAAUGUCUUUAUGACAUGCUGUGAAGAUGGUAAAAUUCGACUAUUUGAUCUUAGAGUAAAAACAAGGUGUUCUAGCCAUGAUUGUAAUGAGGAUGUCCUAAUUAAUUGUCAUAGACCUACAACUGCCAUUGCUGUUGAUCCAUCGCGUUCAUUUCAGUUUACCGUUGGCUCGGAUGAUAGCUGUGCGCGAGUAUUUGAUAGAAGAAAUCUCAUUCGUGAGUCACGACAAGUGGGGUAA
Trichoplax adhaerens is the source of this 591-nucleotide messenger RNA. RefSeq lists its product as uncharacterized. Gene Ontology annotation, molecular function: protein binding. The record is from RefSeq and is a predicted model, not a curated record. Gene Ontology annotation, cellular component: cytoplasm; Cul4-RING E3 ubiquitin ligase complex. The annotation marks the transcript as partial. Lineage: Eukaryota; Metazoa; Placozoa; Uniplacotomia; Trichoplacea; Trichoplacidae. Gene Ontology annotation, biological process: positive regulation of transcription by RNA polymerase II. The transcript has 6 exons.